UUGCAUAUAUCCUCGAGAAACUCGAACAAGGUUGAGCCAAGUUUGGUUGCUUGAGAGUGGAGACUAUUACAUUGAAGGGGAGAAAAUGAUGCUAUACCAUACAAGUUGGCUAAAUAAAAGGCCAAGCAAAAGUUAUGCAUACAUAUGGCAAAGUCAUUUUCUAAAUGAAGCUGCAAGUAAUGCAUACAUUGUUUAUUUGGGAGAAAACAAGUGUGAAGAUCCAGCAGCAACCAAGAAAUCCCACCAUGAAAUGCUAUCGGCUUUUCUUGGAAGCAAAGAAGCAGCAAGGAAUUCAAUUAUUUACAGCUAUAAGCAUGGUUUUUCUGGGUUUGCUGCAAAGCUGACAAAGUCUCAGGCUGAAGAAAUUGCAGAGCUUCCUGGUGUUAUCCAGGUAAUUCCGAAUAGAAUUCACAAGCUUCAUACAACCAGAAGCUGGGAAUUCAUUGGCCUCCACCAGCAUUCUUCGAGAAAUCUUGUUACAGGAAGCAGUAUGGGUGAAGGAACUAUCAUUGGUGUGAUAGAUUCAGGCAUUUGGCCAGAAUCUGAAAGUUUCAGCGACAAAGGCAUGGGACUAGUCCCGUCUCAUUGGAAAGGAAAAUGUCAAGAGGGAGAGCAAUUCAGCUCCUCCAAUUGCAACAAAAAGAUCAUCGGGGCUCGCUGGUUCGUGAAAGGAGUUAUCAAUGAGAUCAACAAGCCUAUUAACACAAGCAAAACCGGGGAUUUUCUGUCACCAAGAGAUGGAAUUGGACAUGGCACUCAUACAGCUUCGACAGCAGCAGGCUAUUUUGUUGAGAAAGCAAACUAUAGAGGACUAGCAGCAGGUUUAGCCAGAGGAGGAGCACCUCUCGCUCACCUAGCGAUUUACAAGGCUUGCUGGGCCAUCAAAGUGGGAUUCUGCGCAGAUGCUGAUCUUCUAAAGGCAUUUGACAAAGCAAUACAAGAUGGUGUUGAUAUUAUAUCAGUAUCUAUUGGAAGUGAAAUUCCACUGUUUUCGUAUAAUGAUCAUCGUGAUUCCAUUGCGAUAGGCUCCUUCCACGCAACUCUCCGGGGGAUAACUGUUGUUACUUCAGCUGGAAAUGAUGGUCCUAUCUCCCAAACAGUUGUAAAUGCUGCACCUUGGCUCAUUACAGUAGCUGCUACAACAAUUGACCGUGCCUUCCCAACUGCAAUAACACUUGGAAAUCGCCACAUUCUCUGGGGUCAGUCUAUUCCAAUCAACAAACAAGUUCAUGGAUUCACUGGCCUAACAUACUCCGAACGAAUAGCUUUGGACUCAACUGAAUUCGAGGACUGCCAAUCCGGAGGUCUAAAUGCGACUUUAGCGGCAGGAAAAAUCAUACUUUGUUUUGCAAAAUCAGAAACACAGGGU
Molecule: messenger RNA, 1369 nt
Organism: Carica papaya (papaya)
Lineage: Eukaryota; Viridiplantae; Streptophyta; Magnoliopsida; Brassicales; Caricaceae
Source: RefSeq, a predicted model, not a curated record